AUGAGCGCGGCGUACGCACGAUCCAUCGCGGGUUUGGGACACGGCGCGCCGCCCGCCCGCGGUCGUCGCGCGCCGCGUCGCGUCGCCGCCGUCGCCGAGGCGGGUCCGACGCCCGAGGCUGUCGAAGCCGCGUACACGGCGUGCGAGGCGAGCACGCGAGCGAGCUCCGCCACGUUCCAUUUCGCGACGCUGCUCAUGCGCCCGACGCAGCGGCGGAGCGUGCAGGCCAUCUACGCGUGGUGCAGAGAGCUGGACGAGACCGUGGACGGCGUGGAAGCGCUGAAGGCCCCGAGGGAGGAGGCGGACCGGAAGCUCAGCGCCAUCGAGGCGGACCUGCGCGCCAUGUUCGACGACGACGACCGGGGCGGCGGCCCCACCAUCGCGCUCGCGGACACGAUCCGACGCACGCCGGGCCUCGAGGCGGGGCCGUUCCUGGACAUGAUCGCGGGCAUGCGCUCGGACCUCGCCGUGACCCUCGACGUGAACACCGGUCUGCCCUCGGUGAUGUUCGACGAUUGGCCGGCGCUGCGCGCGUACUGCUACCGGGUCGCCGGGACGGUGGGUUUAAUGACGCUCCCGGUCAUGGGCACCGCGCGGGGGUACACGAUGGAGCAGGCGUCCACGCCCGGAAUCGAACUCGGGAUCGCGCUGCAGCUGACGAACAUCUUGAGGGACGUGGGCGAAGACGCCAGGCGGGGGCGGCUGUACCUGCCUUUAGACGCGAUCGCGAAACACGGUUUGACACCGCGAGAGAUCCUCGACGGCGUCCUGGACGAGCGGUACGAAGCUCUGAUCGAGAGCGAGAUUCGCAGGGCGGAGGCGCACUUUGCACGCGCGGCGGGCGGGGUUCGGAUGUUGGCGCCGGCGGCGCGGCUUCCCGUGCUCGCCGCCGCCGAGGUUUACGGCGCGCUGCUCCAAAAGGUGAGAGACAACGGGUACGAUAACCACACCAAGCGCGCGUACACGACGAGCUGGGAGAAGCUUCGCGCGUUACCCGGCUUGGUACGACGCGCGUGGUUCGAACCUUGA
Messenger RNA from Micromonas commoda, 1029 nucleotides. RefSeq lists its product with no specific name. Bases 1 to 1029 code for a protein of 342 amino acids. Lineage: Eukaryota; Viridiplantae; Chlorophyta; Mamiellophyceae; Mamiellales; Mamiellaceae. Gene Ontology annotation, molecular function: geranylgeranyl diphosphate synthase activity. The record is from RefSeq and is a predicted model, not a curated record. Gene Ontology annotation, biological process: biosynthetic process. The transcript has 2 exons.